Molecule: messenger RNA, 2787 nt
Organism: Trematosphaeria pertusa
Lineage: Eukaryota; Fungi; Ascomycota; Dothideomycetes; Pleosporales; Trematosphaeriaceae
Product: cell polarity protein-like protein
Exons: 3
Coding region: 1-2787 (928 amino acids)
Cellular component (GO): cell cortex of growing cell tip; actomyosin contractile ring
Molecular function (GO): MAP kinase scaffold activity
Source: RefSeq, a predicted model, not a curated record
AUGAACGGCCGCAAUGGCACCCUCUCGCCCGUCUCGACCGACAGCCAGGACUGGUCUCCCAUCACCCGCUACCAGAACAUCACCGGCGACAACCCGUACUCGCCCACGCUGCCGCCCAGCAACCGCGGCAUCACCCCGCCCACCUCCGUCCACAGCAGCACCAACACCACCGAUGGCGGCAUGCCCAAUGGCAUGCCCAUGUCGCGCUCCAACGGCAAUCCCUCGCCGCCCAGCUCCGUGGGGCGCUCCAGCGACGGCACCGGCCUGUACGCCCAGAGCGUCAGCGACGCAAACAUGAGCAGCCGCAAGAUGAUGGUGCUGGAGGAGACGCUCGCCGAGCACUUCCGCGUCUUGAAGGCCUAUCUGGGGCCCUAUCUCAACGACGAGAAGGGGAAUCCGCGCCCGAGCAGGGCCAAGGACAAGCUCACGCGCUUGUCGGCCGUGCAGUUCCAGGAGCUGAGCACUGACGUGUACGACGAGUCGCUGCGGCGGGAGCAGGACCGCAAGCGCGGCGGGCCAGGCGCUCCAGGAAACGACACCCCCAAGUUCCUCCUGCCCAAGAACAACUUCCACCCGAAGCGCAACCAGGCGCGGCAGAAGCUGUCGACGCUGCCCCUCGAGCGGUUCCGCCAGCUCGCGACCGAUGUCUUUUACGAGCUGGAACGGCGCUUCCCGCGCUUUACAGGCGCGGAUAUCCCGCGAACAGGCAGUCCCGCGGGCAGCAUCAUGAGCCAGACCAGCAGAGGGCCGCCGAGUCGGGUGGGCACGCCGAACAGCAUGCGCGGGGGCCGCCCGCCGCCGGGAGGAUUCCGCAAUGGACCGCCGCCGCCUGGACCGCCAGCCCCGCCCGGUGCUCUCAGGCCCGGCUCGCAGACGAACGAAUUCGGGCGCCCGCUCCCUAAGACAUUCCAGCAGAACACGAUUGUGCCGAACAAAGGGACCAUGGUGGAGGACGACGACGAUGACAGCGCAGCGGACGAUGACGACGCUUUUAAUCUCGAGGGUGCGGCGGCUCGGCGCCAGACGAACAAGAGUGCAAAGAGCGUGAGCCUGGCGCAGGAGAAGAUGGUUACAGACCUACAAAACCACGUGUCAGAGCUGCAGGGCAAAGUCGGCUCAUUAGAAGGGACCCUGCGAGACAAAGACGAGGAGCUGCAAAGGCUGAAGGAUGCGGAUAGAAUGCGGGAUAGCAAUUCCGCCACCCAGCGCGCUGAAUGGGACGACCUCCGCUAUUCCCUCGAGGAAAAGGUUGAGAAGGCCGAGACUCUCAACUCGUCCCUCCGCUCCGAGAUCGACAGGCUACGCACCGAAAAUGCCGACGUUGAGCGCAACCUGCGGGCUCAGAUAGCCGAUCUUGAAGCAACUCCUCGCCAGCAAGCAUACGAUAGCGGAGACGGUGAAUGGAGGCAUCGGUGCGAGGAGCUGGAGCGGGAGUUGAAUGAACAGCAGCAGAUCACGGAGGAGGUCCGCAGAGAUGCGAAGACGUUCUUGCAGGAGAUGAGGGAGCUGUCGUCCCGCAGCGACGCUGCUCUGGAAAAGGAGGAAAGGCUUGCCCACCAGGUAUCGUCGCUAGAGGCAGAGCUCAAGGACUGGAAAUCUCGGUAUGCUCGCGCCAAGACGCAGCUCCGCAACCUGAAGGCCUCCUCCAUCGGUCUGUCUUCGCUCGCGUCACCCGAUAUCAGCAACUAUACUCGCGACGCUAGCUUUACCACCCCAGACGGAGCAGUGAAAGAUGUGCAUGUCACGAAAUUCCAGCUCAGCAUCGACGAGCUACUCCAGGUGGCGCGGAGAUCCGACCCCGAACAAAUCCUCGAAAGCAUGAGGCACGUGGUCAAAUGUGUCCGCGCAAUCACCGGAGACAUCGACAAUACGCCUCUUUCGCAGCUCCAAUCACCAAGCAGCAGCGUCAACGGUGAUGUGGCAAGCCCCGAGAAACAGCAAGCGAAGCUCAAGUCUCGGGUCAGCGCAACCGCCAACAAUCUCAUCACCGCCAGCAAGAACCACGCAUCUUCUGGCGGACUCUCUCCUGUCAGCCUCCUGGACGCCGCCACCAGCCAUCUUUCUACCGCAGUUGUGGAGCUCGUCAAGCAUGUCAAGGUGCGGCCCACUCCGGAGGACGAGCUCGAGCGCGACGAGGACGAUGACAGGCCAAUGCCCUUGAAGCCGAAUCCCUAUUCCGCCUACAGCCCGUACACCCCCAACAGUAUCAAUGGCAAUGGCAACGGUGUCGGUCUGGGCCUUGGUCACCAGCGCCAUCGCAGCAAAGGGGGCAGCAGUGCUUCCACAACCUAUAGCAGCUACAGCUCUCCGUACAGCGGCUAUGACCGCCAGAGCUCUGGGAUGAAUGGCAUGGGCUUCGAGAAGGACACUGGCAUGACUGAGUUCAAGAAUUACCUCGAGGACCAGACGGCUCUCCUCGUUCAGAGCAUCCAGCCCCUUGUCAACAUGAUCCGUUCUUCGCCAAUUUCUACCCCCGCGGACGAGCAGCAGAUCUCCGACUAUAUUCAAGACAUUUCGCGUGCUGUGCAGGACACCGGAACCCGGACCUACGAUGCCGUCAAAGAGCUUUCAAACCCGGCGCUCAAGAAGCACGCGAUUCCUGUCGUAGAAGUCCUUGAAGACUGCAGGCAAAACAUGCUAGCGGUGGAUGUGAGAGACGGUGGACGAGAGAGAAUACCACCGUUAGCUUUCAAGACUGCAAGAGCUCUAAAGGAACUCGUCCUCCGCGUCGAUCGCAUCGAGACUGGCGAGCUCACCGUCGACCAGAUGCUCAAGAACGACUUUUAA